ACUAUGUUUGAAAAGGUCCAUUCGAUGCUUCCUGGAAUCCUUCACUGCGGUAUUAGCAUAAUUGGCGGGAAAAGUUUACUUCGAGCUCUGAGCACACAUCGGAGAGGUCUCAGGAUGUCGAAAAGGAAAAGUUCCACAAAAGAUGCAGAUUCAAAAGAAGAAACAAUGACAGAUGCCAUACUCAGUAAGAUUUCGGAUGACUUUCUUGAGUGUACAAUCUGUCUGGAGCCCUUUAAAGAUCCCAGAGUGCUGCCGUGUCUUCACACCUUCUGUGAGGGCUGUCUGAAGAAGUUUGUUGCACAAGAUAAGGUGAAGAGCAAGUUUUCUUGUCCCACAUGUCGGACGGAAACUGUGCUUCCCAAAGGUGGAGUUCCCAGUUUCAAAAACAACUUCUUUGUCCAAAGCUUGAGUGACACAGUUCAGACCCAUAAGACUUUGGUUAGCAAGGAGGAUGGCAAAGUGCAGUGUGAUGUCUGUGAGGAAGAAGUGGCUAGCCAAGGCUGUGUCGUCUGUGAAGAGUUCUUGUGUGAUGAAUGUGCAUGUGCCCACCACCGUGCCAAACGUACCCGCAGUCAUGAAGUCAUCGGCGUGGCGGAGCUGAAAAAGCAGCUGAUCACGAAGGCGGGAUCGCUCAAGUCAAAAUCACUGCCAACAUGUCCAAAACAUGACGACGAAAAGUUGAAGUUCUACUGUGAGACGUGCAAGCACCCCAUCUGCCGAGAUUGUUGGGUACUGCAGCACAAGGAUCACAAGUAUAUGUACCUGCCAGAUGCAGCUGGUAGUGUCCGGGAAGAGAUCAAGGGAAAACUGGAAGCAGCCAGGCAGAAGAUAGCAGAAUACCAAGACAAGGCAAGCACUGUAGCCAAGAAGCAAGCUGAAUUGGACACGAGGAGUAAGAAAGCUGAAGAUGAUAUUGAUGCAGCUGCAGAGGAAAAGAUCAAGCAGUACAUCAGGAGCAAGCAGACUGAACUAAAAGAAAAGUUAGCCUCCAUCACAGCAACCCGUUCCAAGCAGCUCUCUGCUACAGCAGACAGUGUUGAGAGCUCUUUAGGUUGUCUGUCCAGCACAGUGGAAUUCUCACAGAAGGUUGUUGAACAUGGCAGUGACUUUGAUGUCCUGAACAUGUACUCUGAUGUCACAGCACGGCUAGAGUCUCUGCUGGAUGGUCCAUCCCCAGACAUUCCUGACGACAUCAGCUACGUCAUGUUUGAUCCAAGGAAAGAGAAAGGAGUUAUUCUUGGCAACGUUGUGGAUAAGGAAGUGCUGGAGGAAGAAGAGUCGCGAGCUGAGGCAACCUUUCGUUUCACGAUUGAGGACUUCAGCAAAGUCGAGGAUAUUAAGCUUAGUCCUGCAACAAUCAUCCAAAACCUGCCUUGGAUGAUAGUGGCAGGGAAUGAACAAACACCAAACAGCCAGCUAGCAAACACUAAGACUCUUUGCUUUUACUUGAAGUCCGACGCAGACUCCAAAGGCUUGUGGUCCUGCCGUGCUUCGGUGGAAUUUCGGUUGAUACCACAGAAGAUAGGAGUAGCGACAUAUCAAAAAGAGUCUGAGCACAUCUUUUACAAGCAAGAGAGAGAAUGCGGGUUCCCAAACUUUAUGCCAUGGCAUGAGGUGUGUGACCCACAGAAGGGAUAUAUCAAGGAUGACAAGAUAAUACUUGAGGCUUACGUGAAAGCAGAAGCUCCUCGUGGUGAGAAGGAACUCAUCCUUUCCAGCAUUGACGAUGAAGAAAUGCAGGAGAAAACCGAGGGAGGACACACCUCGCAGCCUGAGGCAACGUUUCGUUUCACGGUGAAGAACUUCAGCAAGGUCAUGAGAAGCAAGGUCAGUCCUACAGUGUUCAUCCGAAACCUACCAUGGAAAAUAGCAGUUUAUCCUGAAGACAACCAGGAAUCCAACAGUAAGACUCUUGGAGUCUACCUGCAGUGCCAUGCCGACUCUGUAAGUGUGUGGUCCUGCAGGGCAUCAGUUGAGCUCCGGUUGAUUCCUCAGAAGGAAGGCGUGGAGGUGCUCAAAGUAGAGUUUGAACAUGUCUUCUACUGUGAUAGCUACAACUGGGGGUUCCCAGACUUCAUACCUUGGGAUGAGGUAUGUAAUCCAAUAAAGGGAUACAUCAAAGAUGACACGGUUAUUCUGGAAGCUUAUGUGAAGGCAAAUGUUCCUCGUGGCAUGAAGGAACUCAUCAUUGGCAACCUUUUCAGCGAAGAGGUACUAGAGAAGGUGGUGGACAAAGAGGAUGAGUCACGAGCUGAGGCAACUUUUCGUUUCACUGUGGAAAACUUUAGUACGUUUACGGUCAAGACAUGGAAACACAGUCCUAUAGCAUUCAUCCGCAAUCUGCCCUGGAGGAUAGGGGCUUGGGCCAAUCAUGAUCCUGACAGCCAGCUGCCCAACAACAAGAGCCUUGCUGUCCAACUAGUCUGCGACGCCGACACCAACAGCAAGUGGUCUUGUCAUACAUCAGUUGAGUUUCGUUUGAUACCGCAGACGUCCGAUGCACAGAUUCAUAGUAUGCAGUUAGAGAAUGUCUUCUACAAUGAUGAGUAUCAGUGUGGAUUCGACAAAUUCAUGCCGUGGCACGAAGUGUGCGAUCCACAAAAAGGAUACAUUAAGGAUGACAAGAUCAUACUGGAGGCUCACGUAAAAGCAGAUGCUCCUCAUAUCUUUGCGUGUGGGCCUAUGAGAUUUGGUUAACCGACAGAUUGAGAAAGAUCUAGGGGUGUUGAAACAGGAACAAAGCAAAAGAAGAAGAAACAAAAGUGUGGCAUAGGACUUCACCAACCCCAAAAUCAAGAGUAAUGUCUUGCUAACUGUAGUGUAUACUUUCUGCACUGAUUCCAGAAAAUCUUAACCCUUGUCCUGCUGAGCCUGUAUAUAGUAUACGGGAUGGAUAUAUACAAUGCCUGCAUGUGGGUCCAGUAUCUAUACAGGUUUGGUGUUCUCACAUAUAUGCGGCAUACUGCAGCAAACCACAGUACUGCAGCAGCACAGAUUAGGUCUAGUUUUACUGAUCAGCUUUCACAAGCUUAGGGGGGAUUGGUAAAACAUUCUCAGCAGGAUAAGGUUCAUAAUCAAUGCAGACUUAAGAACUCAGAGAAGACUUUGUCAUUACCAAAAUUCAGACUCAGUACAUUCCUUAGUUACAGUGUGUUAAUGUAGUCAAGGAUGAUACAGAAAUGUUAGAACCAUUGCAAGUUACAAGAGGCUGCAGAUGGCAGCCUUAAAUGCAUAUACAUGUUGUAAUAAGCAUUUAUCAGUUGACAAGAUGACUUUGCUGUUAACAACCAAAAUGAAUAUUUUACACAGUCUAGAUCAUGGCACAAUUACUGACUGGUUAUAUCCAAGAUUCUUAAAGUUGAUUUUGAAUGAGAAACCACAACACAGGUCCAUUUAUUAGCAAAAAAGAAAUCAUAAAACAAAAGGAUGACAAAUUGACCUAACUUCUGAUUUUAGCUGACAUUUUGUAAGUGACUUUGUGUUAAAUUUGAACCACAUACUUGAAGGGAAAGCAGAAGCAAGACUAUUCAACACAGUGUGAUAUUUUUUCAUAACAUUCCAAAGUUUCACACGUUUUCUGAUUUCCAAAAUAUUUGCAUCAGACUUGUUCUCAUGUCAUGAACAAUGUGACUGCUUUGUGACUGACUACUUUAUUAUAUUAUAGCAGAUCUACAUAGAGAAUUGUUUUGACAUUUUCUGAGAUAGAAUAUAGGACAGACAGAAAACAAGUUUUGCAUUUUAACAUUUCUACUUUUUUACUCAAUAUGUAAACUUGUGGUUAUGUGGAUCUAAACUCUUCUAACACAUAAUAUUGAAAGGUAGCCAUUAUGUAGUUUUCUGGCCUUGUUGUGCCAAUUUGUUACAAUAUUAACAACUAACCACCUUGCAUUUAGUUGAUACAUUUGUUUUCACCCAUGGUACUAUUUACAAUGUUCUACCAAAUGUUACAUUUAUGUUGAGACUGAACUAUAUUCGUUGUUACAACUAUUUUCUUUUAUUAAAAAAUGUAACAUUGA
Molecule: messenger RNA, 4016 nt
Organism: Branchiostoma floridae (Florida lancelet)
Lineage: Eukaryota; Metazoa; Chordata; Leptocardii; Amphioxiformes; Branchiostomatidae
Exons: 3
Coding region: 4-2697 (897 amino acids)
Biological process (GO): positive regulation of DNA-templated transcription
Cellular component (GO): nucleoplasm; chromatin
Molecular function (GO): protein binding; zinc ion binding; ubiquitin-protein transferase activity
Source: RefSeq, a predicted model, not a curated record